Molecule: messenger RNA, 963 nt
Organism: Clavispora lusitaniae ATCC 42720
Lineage: Eukaryota; Fungi; Ascomycota; Pichiomycetes; Serinales; Metschnikowiaceae
Biological process (GO): endoplasmic reticulum unfolded protein response
Cellular component (GO): endoplasmic reticulum membrane; Hrd1p ubiquitin ligase ERAD-L complex
Molecular function (GO): misfolded protein binding; ubiquitin-specific protease binding
Source: RefSeq, a predicted model, not a curated record
AUGUCCACUCUCAGUGAUCAUGUGCAAAACAUUCCACCUGUGACAAGAUUUUUUACCAUAGUAUCUCUUGCGUUGUCCUUUGGCUUUUCUUUAGAUCUCUUUGACGCACAAUGGUACUUGUUGCAUACGCUUAUAGAAGGAUAUAGCCAUGAAUCGUGGCUCCAGUGGAUAACUGUCAGGCUAAUACAAACGGUUCCUGUUAUAUUUGCCAUGUUCUUUGUUCCACAAGGGCUCUUUAUGAGACAGGGCCCUGCGGUUAUCAUGAACAUUUACUUUUUCUAUAGUUACUCGAGCACAUUGGAACGAGGCAAGUUCAAGAGCAAUUUUGCCGACUACUUAUGGUUUGUUUGGGUUUGUGGGACACUAAUAGUGGUGACAAGCUUUGCCGUGGCGUAUUCCGGCUUUUAUAUGGGCCUUGAAAGUUUCAUGUGGCACGACGUUCUUUUAGACUGCAUUACUUUUGUUUACCUGCGUGAUAAUAAGGGCGGCAUCAUCAAUUUCUUGGGCUUGGUUCCUGUGAGAUGUUACUACUUGCCAUUCUUCAAGUUGGCCGUUUCAUGUCUUUCGGGCAAACCGGCAUUGAUCCAAACAUUGCAGGGCUUUCUCAUCGGCUACCUAUACCUAUGUUUCCAGUCUGACACGUUGCCCUUCUACAACCUCGUGCCAGGGUGCUAUGGAAAGUACAACCCCGCUGCGCUCGAAGGAAACAGGGUCGGCGCCAAUGUGCAAAUCGUCCAGAACGAAUUUCCUCCUGCUAUUUUCGACCUAGGAUACUGGAAGGCGCCUCAAUGGGUUUAUAAAUUGUUAAGGUAUCCAGAAACCGGAACAGUCAGGAAGACCGCUUUCAGCUUGUCUAAUGCCGUGAAACAACCUUCAAACAAUGCAAGCAAGGCGAAAACUACAGGAUAUUAUCUGCGUACGGGCCCAACUUUCAAAGGUAAGGGACAUCGUUUGGGCAGCUGA